This is a messenger RNA of Alternaria rosae, 2790 nucleotides long. RefSeq lists its product as uncharacterized. NCBI's taxonomy places the organism in Eukaryota, Fungi, Ascomycota, Dothideomycetes, Pleosporales, Pleosporaceae. The transcript has a single exon. Bases 299 to 2332 code for a protein of 677 amino acids. The record is from RefSeq and is a predicted model, not a curated record.
ACCCACUCUAUGCUCACAAUGUUAGAGGUCUGAGUCAUCUUGGCAUCCGCGUUCUUGCACAAGAGUAAAUCGUAGAUGUUCGCAGACAUCGCUAGAAGCAAUCUCCUGUAUAAAACAGUGAUCUGAACUAUUCCCGAAUAGUCCCCUUGCAGCAAACACCAACGUGAAAGUCCGAAGCUUAGUUCACUGUUUAGCUAAGACAUACCACAAAGACACUGAGCCAACAAUUCGCGACUCACGAUACUGUCAAACACUUAACAGCAACAACAACCUCGAAAUCUAUCACACAUCCACCAAUAUGACCUUCGGCCCAACCCAGAUUAUAGCAUACAUGAAGGUGCGGAACAACAAACCGACCAAAAAGCCAACAGAAGAACCAACCACUAGACCACCCCAACCAAAAGUCGUCGGCAUGAAGAUGAUGACUUUCGACUAUAUGCGCAACCACAAGCACGCUGAGAGCCCCCAAUGUGCCUGUCACGACAUCGACGAAGUCCUCGCCAAAGUUCCUGAGAUCCAACAAAACCAAUUUGUACGUGUUUAUCCUUCCUCAGCGCCACCUCGGUAUGCUAACCAUCCUACCGGCGUCUCAAUGUUCCGCGAAAGGCUGAGCCUGGAUAUGACGGCCCCGAAAAUUUCUGGGGAGCAACCUCGACGCUCGCUGGAUAGUAUGGUUAUGGUGCCUGAGACGACUGGGGAGGACACUGGAAUGCGUGGAUUUGGGGAGGAGCAAAGGCGAGAUUAUCGGCAGGCUUGUGUGCCGCAGGUGAAGGAUGUUGUCGCCAGUUUCUUCAAAAGUGCUGUAGAGGUUGUUAAGCAACGUUCAAUAUCGCCAUCCCCGCAUUCUGACAAUACCGUCAGCGACGAAGAACCUUUCUCGGUGUUUUCCAAGCUUCCCGGGAUAGAAAAGCUGUCCAUGCUACAACCUCCCCCUCCGGCUGCAGUACCUCUUCAACGUUCCAACGCUAUCCGUUACCGAGACCAUCCGCGCCCGCAAUCCCGGGAUCAACAAGAUGCUACCACUUGUUAUCACCCUGGGGGUGAGGCAGACUCCUACUACUUACAAGACGUCGAAUACGAGAGACCCGGACGCCAUCCAACACGUCCAGAUUCUCCUAUCCCCAACCCAAAGCGAUGGGAAGGUUCGAUGGUCAAAGGUAUAACUUACUCCCAUGUUCGAUGCUACGCUAUACCUUCGGUAGGUAGCCCGCAGUAUCGUUCUUACGCCGACAUGGUAGACGAUGGAGCCCAUCCGCGUCUGCGUGUCAUGAAUCGUACGCCACCAAGUUCUUCUCCAUCGUCGCCAUCAUCAAGUUACGGGUCCUUUGCUGCGGAGGACGUUAAUUUCCGCGAGAAGCUCGCUGCUUCAGCAUCGUUGUGCUACCCGACCGAUGUUCCAGAUGACAUCUCAACCUCAUCAUCAUCAUCGUCAUGGCCAGACUACCCGAAAUAUCACUACGAUGGGCCACACGACGUUCCAGACGGUAUAUCAGAAGCAUUCCGAGCGUCUCGGCGUUUCUUCCUGGAUGAAUGGUCUAUCGAAGAGGCUGUUCCAGCGAAAGCUCGUUUUUCCCUUUGCUCCUCCUCAGAUGGUGAGACUGGAGACAUUGGAACUCAGCGUAAAUAUCUUGUCAAUGACAGACAAGACGAUGUUUCUGACGAUAUUCCAGAAGCGACCCUCGCAUCUCGACGGUUCUCUCUGGGUGAAUGGCCGGCCGACAAGGCGGUGCCAGCAGAAUCCCGUUUUUCCUUGUCAUCGCUAUUGAACGAUCAUCAUGGAGAUAUUGGGGUUCAGCGCUGGUGGGCUACCAAUACGCAUCGCGUUGAUGAUGACACUUCCGAAGAUGCUGAUGACGAAGGCGAUGAAGAAAGCAGUCCAAACUGUCCGUACUAUGUACGUCAGGGGCCGCUGAUGGUGCGUAAUGCGUCAGUGUCAAGGUCAUCGGAAGGCUCUGUCCCAGCUCGCGCUCCUACAGGUUGUUAUUACACACAAGACAGCGAUGAGACUUCGGAGGGUUACAUCGCUGACAGUGACUUGGGUUUCUACGAGGAGCUCUACGAAGAACCACAUUCAGACAACGACAGCCGAUCGAUUGAUCAAUCGCACUUUGCGGAUUUCGACGGAGACUUCACCGGCGUUCCUUCGCUUACCAACGGCACAUCGCCUGCGAACUCCUCGGAGAGUGGGUCCGGUAGCGGAAGGGUGUUGAGGGUCGUUAACGAGGCUUCCCAUGACCAUGACGCUGGAUCCGAAAACGGCGAGUGCCCGAGUGAGUGCGACGCCAAUGACGAACUUCCGCAACGUGGUCGAAGUAGGAGUAGAAGGGCAUAGUAAGUCGUGUCUGUCUGCGACCGGUCUUGCAUUCGCGUCCAGACUGAAGCAUCGUGAACCACACGUGAGAGGAAGACUGCGGGAUGAGGUAGGAAGAAUGCUACCAGAAAACCUUUGGGGAGGGUAGGUAGGAGACCGAGUCCAGAGAUAGGUGAUUCUUCUACGAGUCAAUGAUUGUAGGUUUUGGUAUGAAGUUCUGGCGGUGAGGAGAAUAUCGUGGCAAGAUCGACAGAGGGUCUGAACAUUUACUACUAUGAACAGAGCUGAGACGCAGAGGUAUUGAAGGAAACAUUGCGUUCGGAAAUCUCAGAAAGUAAGAUUGGAUGUGCAAUUAGAGCAGAGAUCAGUUCAAUGAAAGAAUGCUUACUAUGUCUUUAUCAGUCUAUAUGUUUUUGUAGCGUGCACAGCGCGUGCACUCUGAGCUUUGAACAGAACCUUGGAACGCAGCUGGAUCAAGU